Molecule: messenger RNA, 2613 nt
Organism: Dacryopinax primogenitus
Lineage: Eukaryota; Fungi; Basidiomycota; Dacrymycetes; Dacrymycetales; Dacrymycetaceae
Product: cytochrome P450
Exons: 9
Coding region: 1-2613 (870 amino acids)
Molecular function (GO): monooxygenase activity; heme binding; oxidoreductase activity, acting on paired donors, with incorporation or reduction of molecular oxygen
Source: RefSeq, a predicted model, not a curated record
AUGGACACCACCUCCCUCCUCAUCCUCGCCACCCCAUCCAUCAUCGUCCUCCUCUUCCUAUACAUAACCCUCCAGUACCUAACCAUAAAGGAGGUUGUGUCCCUACAUGAGCUCCCCGGACCUCCAGGAGGGUGGUAUGGUCCCGUCGGCCACCUGCCCCAGCUACUCGACCCGGACGUCUCCCCGGAAACGCACGAGCGCUACACGCGUCUCUACGGCCCCACCUUCCAGACCUUCGGCUUCGGUCCCUUAGACAGGAGACUCUUCUCCCUUUCCCCCCCUGUGGUCAAGUACAUACUAGACCACCCUGAGAAGUAUCAGAAAGGCUGGCAGGGGCGGGCGUAUGUCGACCAGGCGAUCGGGGAGGGCGGGCUGGCCAUGGCCGAGGGGACAAUACACAGGGUUAUGAGAAGGUUACUCCAGCCCGUGUUCCGUAAGAAAAACCUCGAUGCCCUCUCCCCUAUCUCUUCCACCAAAGCGCUCGAGCUCUGCCACAUGCUCCACGCCCAUUCCCUCUCCCGCCCGAGCGCGGAGCUCGACAUCCUCCCCCUCCUUACAAGGGCCACGUUUGACGUCAUCGGCCUUGCCGGCUUUGGGCACGCGUUUGACUGCCUUUCCGAUCCAGGGAGGGACCCGCUGUAUCAGGCUUUCCAGGGGCUGUUUAGCUCCAUUAGCGGGUUUACGCUGCGCAUGUGGAUGGGGAUAUAUUUCCCCUGGCUGGACGAACGUUUCCCUGAUCAACGUGUGAAGACGAUACGCGAAAGUAGGGCGCUGAUCGAUAGCACCGUCAAGCACUGGAUCAGAGACCGGCAGGCGGAGAUCGGCGGCGAGAAACCUAACACUCCCACAGUCCAAGAGAUCAUCUCCGCCGCUCCUAAAGCGCCUAUGGUGGACGAACUCGUCAUCGCCCAAGUCAACACCUUCCUCAUGGCCGGGUCCGAGACGACAGCGCUCACGAUCGCCUGGGCACUGUACUACCUCUCCCAGAACGCGGCGGUCCAGUUCUCCCUGCGCGAGGAAUGCAUGUCCGUUAACCCCGAUAUGCCUGGGGCGUUCGUCGAUGGCGUCGAUAGGCUCCCACUGCUGGAAAAGGUCGUACGGGAAACACUGCGCCUCACUCCUGCGGUGCACAGUACGUUCCGCCAAGCGAUGGAAGAUGAUAUCAUCCCCCUCCCCCCUACUCCCAGCAAAGGGGGGGAAACUGCCGGGCGCAGACAAGGCCCGAUAGGGAUAAGCAUCCGGAAGGGGCAGUAUGUGCGUAUCCCCCUCGAGGGGCUGAACACGCUCCAGGAAGUGUGGGGCGAAGAUGCACAUGAAUGGAACCCCGCUAGAUGGGACGCGCUCAUGUUUCCCCCAUCUGGGGAGAAGCUGCGGGAAGAUGGGAAAGGGAGGACGGGGUGGAAGACUUGGGCUGGGUUGAUGAGCUUUUCUGCGGGGCCGAAGGCUUGUAUCGGCAUGCGUUUCGCGUUGAUCGAUCUAAGAGAGUGGGCUAAAGAGAUGACAGGAUCAAGAUAUUCUUGUUCCAUCUGGUGCGGGAGUUUGAAGUCUCGUGUCCGAAACCGAUCGUCAAGCGGAAUGCUUUGUACAGUAGAAACUCUGGAGUUGUGCAAAUGCACCGCUUACCCCCAUGGUGAAUGCCACUCUCGAACAGCUAGCUACACACGCCCAACCUCCUCCCCACCAACCCCAACGACAUACACCUUCAUCCACCCCCCUGUGCCCCGUUCUCCACCAGCCCCGCGCACCUCCGCACCGCUCCCAAAAGCCAAGGCACCGUUCUCCAAACAUCCGGCGUUCGACAACCCCGAUGCAGACCUCAUCCUCCGCACGGGGGAUAAAGUCCUCUUCCGAGUCUUUAGGGUCAUCCUCAUCGAGUCCUCAGACAUCUUUCGUGACUUAUUCGCCAUCCCUCACCCUCCCACCCCACCUAUCACCCCCUCUUCUUCUUCCUCGGCACACCCGAUGAUCCCGGUGCUCGACAUCCCCGAACCCGCACGCUUGCUAAACGACUUCCUCCUAUGUAUCUACCCACUCCCACACCCGAGGUACACGACUCUUGAAGAGCUCAUGCCGAUGUUCGACUUAGCGCGGAAGUACACUUCCCAGAGGGUGGUCGACGUCCUCCGCGGGCAGCUAGUCAACCCCGACCUGAUGCGCAAGACCGUUCCUCUCCGGGUGUACGCACUCGCGUGCAAGGAGGACCUGGAGCAGGAGAAGCGGAUCGCCGCUGCUGCGUGCCUCGAUAUCGAUAUCGACAAGGCUGCGCUGUAUAUGGAGGCGCUCUGGCCUGAAGAGCUGAAGGACUGGAGCGCGCUAGACCUGACUAGGCUCAUAAGGCUGAGGGAUACGAGGUUUGAGCUCGCGGCGGAGCUCGUUAGGGGGUUGGAGGGAAAGGGAGUGUGCUGCGUUGGCUCGUGCAGACAUGAUUUUCAGGCGGACUACUUUCCCGAGUUUCAGGAAGCGGCACUCAUGGAGCUUAGGAAGUGUCCGACGAGCAAAGUCGUGUUUACGGAAUACCUGGCGACGUCUGGGAUGAUUCUGGCGCAUCUUAAGCGGAGGCUGGACAUGCUACCUGAUAACGUUCUCGAGAUCAGCCGGAAUGCUGAUUGCUGA